This is a messenger RNA of Penicillium waksmanii, 750 nucleotides long. RefSeq lists its product as uncharacterized. NCBI's taxonomy places the organism in Eukaryota, Fungi, Ascomycota, Eurotiomycetes, Eurotiales, Aspergillaceae. The record is from RefSeq and is a predicted model, not a curated record. The coding region runs from base 1 to 750 and encodes 249 amino acids. The transcript is spliced from 2 exons.
AUGGGUUUAGCUAAACCCCUAUUGUUCUAUCUAUUCUCAUUAUCUAUCCUCCCAAGUCCGUCUCUUUCAUACGACUAUGCGUCCUAUUCCAAAUCUAACGCUGUGAGAAUUGACUCGUCUCGCACUGUUCUUGCCGGUCCCCUCACGACAGUCUUUACGCCGCCUGCAUCGUGCUUUACCCCCCACACAGUUGCUUAUUAUGGCUAUCCAUGGAUAGUACAGGGCUUUGAUGGACCCAAUGGAGACGAUUGCUCCCCUGAAAGCUGGAAGUAUGAUCGGUACUUUAGUCCAGGGCAGUGUCCUUCUGGGUAUAAGGCUUGCACGCUGCCUACCGAGACGCAGAGGAUCGUAACGACGGAAAUGUGCUGUCCGACUGGCUUUGACUGCGUGGGACAAGACUUAUGCUCCAAAACAUUCAAUACUCCAACCCGCAUCACCUACACAGACUCGACUGUCUCCACUCAAAAGGAUAUCUAUGGAAUCAGAGCUACCCCCAUCCAGAUUCGUUUCGAGGCAAGUGACUCGACUGCCGUUCCUAUUCCGACCGAGUCGUUCAAAUUACCAGAAUAUACCGCGCCCAAGAAGGAACUCAGUAAGAGAGAGAAAGCUGCUAUUGUAGCUGGGUCGAUUGCUAGCGCCGUAUUGCUCGCUUUGGGGGCUUACUUUGGAUGGAAGUACUGGAAACAGAGGAAGGAGAACAGUGCCAGUGCUCUAAGAGAUUAUGAUCCGCCGCCGCCUUAUACGAAAUAA